CUCAGCUGUGUUCGUUUAUCGUGGAAGUUUCAACAUGGGACAAUUUUACUUCGUUCUUCUUACAGCUAUCAGCUUCAUCAGAAUAAGAAGCCAGACAUAUUUUGAAAUGUGCACUUUUGGUGAGGAUAAUGCGUGUGACUAUUUCCAAGGCACUGAUGAUGACUUUGACUGGCAGCAUGUUGAAAUCCAAAAUCCAUCUGGACAGACGUCAGACCUCCUUCAAGGCUCCUAUAUGAUGGUGAACUCUUCAAAGCACAUUCAAGGCCAGAAAGCUCAACUCAUGCUCCCUCCUUUCACUGAAUAUUGUGCUCACUGUAUCCAAUUCAGCUACUUCCUCUAUGAUAGAGAUGGAUUUAGACCGAUUUCACUCAAUAUCUUCAUCAGGGCCAACAACGGAUCUCUUGGUAACUCAGUUUGGAAUAUGUCAGAAUCGCAUGGGAAGCAAUGGUUCCAGGCUGAAGUCGCUGUCAAUAUCAGAAACCCAAAUAAUUAUCAGGUUAUUUUUGAAGCAGCGAUCUUGACGGAACAAAGAGGUUAUAUCGCAUUAGAUGAUAUACUGAUUGCAAAUUCCUCCUGCACUAAAACGGCAUACUUCCAGCUGCUUGAAGAUGCGGAGACAAAUUCUGGGCAGGAUGCAGCAUUCCAUUGUAUUGUACAUGGACAAAUAAAUAAGGCACAAAGCCUUUCAAUGCAGAGACAACACGGAGGCUUAACCGGCCCACCAGCACAUCUAAGGUACCUUGGCCCCAAAAGCUUCGUUGCAAUCUUUCAGCUACAUAAGUUGACAAAGCAAAAUCAGGACCUGUAUCGUUGUGUGAUUCAGUCUGGAAAUGGAUCUGGAGUGUCUAACUUUGCAGCAUUGAUUGUGAAAGAACCUCCAACACCAGCAGCUGCACCCCGAGUGAUAGAGGUUGGCUCAACGUUCCUGAUGGUGGACCUAAAUAUCAACAACACUAUUGGAAAUGGUCCCAUUAUUCAGAAAGAGAUGGUAUACCAGAAGAUCUCAGAUUCCCAGGUAGAAGUCCAGGCUGUUGUCGGUCCAAACUAUAAGCUGAUAGACUUAGACCCAGACACCAAAUACCAGAUCAACAUCCGACUGACUCGGCCUGGUGAGGGAGGGCAAGGAAAGCCAGGACCCAAACUCAUCAGCAAGACCAAAUGUGCAGAACCAGUGCGGGCACCCAAAGACAUCACCUUCUCUGGGAUCAAGUCAAGGCAAGCCACUGUACGAUGGGACCCAUUGGGAUAUAACAGCACUCUAUGCCAGACUUAUUUUUACACUGUGUGUUACCACUACACCUUCAGAGGUGGCUACAUUCAGACGUUCAAAGAAUGCCAGAUUGUUACACAAGACACCUCUUCCUUCAUCAUUAGAAAUCUCCAACCUUAUACUAAUGUCUACGCCAAGAUCACGGUACACAAUUCUGAAGGAAGGAGAGAGAGUGAAGAACUUAACUUUCAGACAGAUGAAGAUGUACCUGGCAGAAUUCCAGCAUCGUCCAUCAGGAGUUCAUCCACAGAGGAUACGGCAUUUUUGGAAUGGAAUGAACCACAGGAGACUAAUGGUGUUAUCACACAGUAUGAGGUAAGCUAUCAAUGCACCAAAUCCUCUGACCCAGCAGUGAUUGUACCCUGUCCAAAGAAAACUCUCUUGAAACCCAGGACUGAGACCAACCACAAGUUUAAGAAUUUGGAACCGGGCACUACUUAUCGUUUCUCAAUUAGGGCAUCCACUGUCAAAGGAUUUGGCUUGAGAGUAUUUUCUAUGAUCACCACAAACAUAAAAGCUCCUUCCUUUGAAUAUGAUGGCAUGCCUUCUCCAUUGGCUGUAACAAACACCACCAUUACUGUCCAGCUGAAGCCAGCACGAGGCCGUGGUGCUCCAAUCAGUGUUUACCACAUCAUUGUGAAAGAGGACAAGCUACGUAAAGUGAAGCAAGAACCCAGAACACAAGAGUGCUUUCCUUUGUCCAUUACAUGGGAAGUGGCUGUAGCUGAAGGCAUUCCACACUAUUACAGUGCAGAGCUCAUACCCAGAAGCCUUACAAGACCCAGGCCUUUCACUGUUGGAGAUAAUAACAUCUACAGUGGCUACUUGAAUGCACCACUAGAAUCCAUGAAGAACUAUAGCAUCUACCUCCAAGCUAUGAGCAAUUUCAAUGGGGAAAAGAAAACAAACUGUACGUUAAUUGCUGAGAAAGCUGCUUAUAAAGGAAGACAAGUGGCUGCUCCACAUUUUCAUGGAAUGGGCUUGAUCCUGGGCAUCUGCGUUGGAAGCUUGGCAUUGUUUGUCCUGAUUCUCUUGUAUGUCAAGAAGGGGAAAUGCACCCAAACAGCCAAGACUUUUGCGAGUUCCCAGUGUGAAGAAACACACAGGAGGAAUGUCAUGGAAACGAGCUCCACUGACCAGGGCACCCUGCGAGAAACACUUAACAGCAGCAGUCAUGAACAGCACAGCACAAUGAGUAUAUCAAGCAGCUUAUCAGAGAACUUCUCCCAGAGACCUUGUCAUCGAGCUGGGUUUCCUUACCAGAUUCAGGAGCUGCACCCUGCAAUCCGACUGGUUGACCUCAAAGAGCACAUCAAUCAAAUGAAAUCAUCAAAGGACUAUGGCUUCAAGCAAGAGUAUGAGAGCUUCUUUGAGCGCAAGUCUUCCUGUCACAAAAUGUCAAAGAAGAAAGUACGACGUUCUGAAAGUAGAUAUGUAAACAUCACUGUCUAUGAUUGUCGUCAAACCAAGUUACCUCCAUAUUUGGAAGAUCCUGGAUUUAUUUAUUUGAAUCUGAGUUAUUUCAUUGCCCACCAUAAAGCAAAACAAUUCAUUGCAGCACAAGGACCCAAACGAGAAAUGAUGUAUGACUUCUGGAGGAUGGUGUGGCAGGAGCAUUGUAAAUGUAUCGUGAUGAUUACCAAACUGGUGGAAGUUGGACAGGUCAACUGCUGCAAAUACUGGCCUGAUGACAAAGAGCUGUAUGGAGACAUAAGUGUUACUUUCAUUAAAGCAGAGUUUCGAGCAGAAUAUACUGUCAGAAUCUUCUCACUUCAAAAGACAGGUUACGCAGCCAGACGUGAAAUUCAGCAGUUUCAUUUCACAGCCUGGCCAGAACAUGGAGUUCCCUGUCAUGCAACAGGUCUCCUCGCAUUUAUUCGUCGUGUCAAGGCUGCUAAUUCUUCUGAAUCUGGACCACUCGUCAUCCACUGCAGCACUGGUACCGGGAGAACUGGAUGCUACAUUGUUUUGGACAUGAUGAUGGACAUGGCAACGUAUGAAGGUGUUAUUGAUGUUUACAACUGUGUGAAGACUCUGUCCUCAUGGCACAUUAACAUGAUUCAGACUGAGGAACAGUAUGUUUUCAUCCACAAUGCGAUCUUGGAAGCCCAUCUGUGUGGUGACACCUCCAUAUCAGUUGAGAAAUUCAAAUCUACUUAUGAAGAAAUGAUCAGAGUCAACCCUCAGAGUAACUCCUCAAAGCUCAAUGAAGAAUUUCAGGUUCUUAAUUCAGUGACUUCUCAACUAGAUAAUGAAGAUUCCAGCAUCUCUCCCUUACCUCAGAAUCAAGCAAACAACUGUAAUAUGGACACCGUCCCACCUGAUGAAUGCCUUCCACUGCUCAUUACUGUGGAUGAUGAAAGUAACAAGUACACCAAUGCUACCUUGUUGGAUAGCUACUGCCAAGCAAAAGCUUUUGUGGUGAUCCCACAUCCUUUUCAAAAUGACGCAGCAGACUUUUGGAGACUUGUGUACAACUGCAAUUGUUCUUUAAUAAUCAUGCUGAACCAACUUGACGAAUUAAACUCUGCUCGGCCAAGCUUACAGUAUUGGCCAAUGAAUGGAGUUUGGCAAUAUGGCCCCAUACAAGUGAAAUUCGUCUCUUGCACAAUGAAUGAGGAAAUCUGUGACACCUUGUUCGAGGUCAGAAGUGUAUCAAAGCUUGAGGAAAAAUAUCUGAGAGUGAAACAUUUCCAAUACCUUCAGUGGCCUACAAACAGUGGUGUACCCAAAUGCAAGAAAUCAUUCUUAAACCUACUGAGGAAAAUUGAACAAUGGCAGACAAAAUGUGGUGAUGGGCGAAUUGUCAUUCACCGUUUGAAUGGAGGAGGGCAGAGUGGAAUACUCUGUGCAUCUAUUUCCAUCAUGGAGAUGAUCAAAUACCAAAAGAUGGUGGAUGUUUUCCAUGCAGUACAGACUUUACGCAACAACCAACCAAACAUGGUUGACUGCCUGAAACAAUACCGCUUCUGCUACGACAUUGCACUUGAUUACUUGGAGUUCUAGGACACAAGCAGCACAGAAUGAUCAGUGGCCGAAAAGCAUCUUUGUUUUUG
Stegostoma tigrinum is the source of this 4326-nucleotide messenger RNA. Its product is annotated as receptor-type tyrosine-protein phosphatase U-like. Gene Ontology annotation, molecular function: protein binding; protein tyrosine phosphatase activity. Gene Ontology annotation, biological process: protein dephosphorylation. The transcript has 32 exons. The record is from RefSeq and is a predicted model, not a curated record. The coding region runs from base 35 to 4276 and encodes 1413 amino acids. Lineage: Eukaryota; Metazoa; Chordata; Chondrichthyes; Orectolobiformes; Stegostomatidae. Gene Ontology annotation, cellular component: membrane.